AUGGAGGCCAUUAUUGAGAAGACGCAGAAGGAGCUGGGGGCGGUGAUCCAGGCACCAAAGCUCACGGAAAAGCUGCUGAGCCGGCCACCAUUCCGGUACAUCCACGAUAUCGUCAUGUCCGUCAUGAGGGCGACUGGCUUUCCUGACGGCAUCUUCAACGCCGAUCAGCUGGACAGUAGCAAGGUAACCGAUAAGAAGGCAAAGGUGCAGUUUCUGGAGAAGCUGAUCGCUGCCGUCGAGGCUGCCACUGGCACCCCUAUCGCCGCACGCCCCAGCAAGAUCGUCGCCGGCGAAGAGGCCGAGAAGACAAACGAGUUAUUCCAGCAACUCGCCAAGUGCGCUACGCUUUCGCCGGCGCAAAGGGAGUCAGCACUGCAAAAGGUGAAGAGCGGUGACAAACAAAUUGCUGCUGCGCCGUCGCCUGCGCUUUCCGCUCCUGCUGCAGCCGAUGAUCGUGCGUCGUCGUCCAAUAAGGAGGUGACCCAAGCCAAAGCGGCGCUGCAGGGAUCCGAGGAUGAACAUAUGAAGCGGCGCGAGGAGGAGCGCCGGCGACGCCACGAAGAGAAGAGGCGGGAAGCAGAGAGAGCAAAGGAGAAGACAGUGACAGAGUCGUCGAGCCGUACCAAGGAGGAGAGCAGCCAGGCCGCCGCGACCACUGCCUCCAGCGAGAUGGAGCGACACCGUCACCGCGAGGAUAAGAAGCGCGAGUCGGUGGACGCCGUUGACACCGCGACAACGAGUGCGCGUAAGGCGCCGCCGCGUCCGAAGCCGACGCACGAGGUUAUCGAAGCGCAGAGAGCGGGGGCGGAUGCGGCGCCGGCGGUCAGUGUCAUUCGCGAAGGCAAGCGUGGCAAGGCAGAUGUGGAGAGUGAGGACGAUGAGAAAGCGGACUGGCAGAAGGUGGCGGAGCAGUAUGAGGUGAAACCGGCAGCCCGGACCGCUGCCGUGGGCGAGGACGCCGAAGUGAAGGGUCUGCUCGGGCAGCAGGCACUGAAGGCGAAGCGGGAUCAGGAGGCCGCUGCCCGCCGCGCUGAGGUGAGCAGUGACGGCGCCGCUCCUGCGGACGGCGGCAUCAUAAUCCGUAGUAACAAGAACACCGCCUCCCGCGGCAGCGGUAGUCAUGUACUCAGCGACGGCGACCUUAACCAGCUACGCGAGCAGCUGCAGCUUCUCACUAAGGCGUCAAACCCACUCGGCAAGUUCCUGGAGACCAUUCACGACGACAUUGAUAGUAUGACUCGCGAGCUGGAGAUGUGGCGCAGCGAGUCCCGUAGCCAAGCUCUGGCUGCCGCGGAGGCUCGCCGGCAGACGGAGGAGACCCUGCAGGAGAUCCACGCGAACUUGCAGAACUUAGAGGACGCCAUCAGCGACCAGAUGCUAAAAACAAACAACCUGCGGCAGACCAUUCUCGCCAAUGAUGCGGCUAUGGAAGCGAUGACGAAGACCAUCGUCAACCCGGACAUCGCAGCACAGUAG
Messenger RNA from Leishmania braziliensis MHOM/BR/75/M2904, 1476 nucleotides. RefSeq lists its product as hypothetical. Gene Ontology annotation, molecular function: microtubule binding. Gene Ontology annotation, cellular component: intraciliary transport particle B; centrosome; ciliary basal body. The record is from RefSeq and is a predicted model, not a curated record. Bases 1 to 1476 code for a protein of 491 amino acids. Gene Ontology annotation, biological process: regulation of microtubule cytoskeleton organization; cilium assembly; intraciliary transport. Lineage: Eukaryota; Euglenozoa; Kinetoplastea; Trypanosomatida; Trypanosomatidae. The transcript has a single exon.